Pan troglodytes (chimpanzee) is the source of this 2309-nucleotide messenger RNA. It is a transcript of the gene NDC80, whose product is annotated as NDC80 kinetochore complex component. NCBI's taxonomy places the organism in Eukaryota, Metazoa, Chordata, Mammalia, Primates, Hominidae. The transcript has 17 exons. Gene Ontology annotation, biological process: attachment of mitotic spindle microtubules to kinetochore. The coding region runs from base 410 to 2248 and encodes 612 amino acids. Gene Ontology annotation, cellular component: Ndc80 complex. The record is from RefSeq and is a predicted model, not a curated record.
GGAGAAUUUCAAAUUCGAACGGCCUUGGCGGGCCGAGGAAGGACCUGGUGUUUUGAUGACUGCUGUCCUGUCUAGCAGAUACUUGCACGGUUUACAGAAAUUCGGUCCCUGGGUCGUGUCAGGAAACUGGAAAAAAGGUCAUAAGCAUGAAGCGCAGUUCAGUUUCCAGCGGUGGUGCUGGCCGCCUCUCCAUGCAGGAGUUAAGAUCCCAGGAUGUAAAUAAACAAGGCCUCUAUACCCCUCAAACGUGAGUAUUUCCCUUGUGGUUCUAAUUUGCAUGCUUUAUCAUCUUAGGCAAAGAAAUCAUAAAAAAUAGUUAAUAUAAAGAUGUAAUAUGAGUGAUGUCUUGGUGAAUCUUGUCUGUUCCCAGGGGUACCUAAUUUUGGAUCAAUGAAAUCUAAAAGUGGGCAUGAUACUCUGCAAAGAGAAACCAACCUUUGGAAAAUUGAGUAUAAACAAACCGACAUCUGAAAGAAAAGUCUCGCUAUUUGGCAAAAGAACUAGUGGACAUGGAUCCCGGAAUAGUCAACUUGGUAUAUUUUCCAGUUCUGAGAAAAUCAAGGACCCGAGACCACUUAAUGACAAAGCAUUCAUUCAGCAGUGUAUUCGACAACUCUGUGAGUUUCUUACAGAAAAUGGUUAUGCACAUAAUGUGUCCAUGAAAUCUCUACAAGCUCCCUCUGUUAAAGACUUCCUGAAGAUCUUCACAUUUCUUUAUGGCUUCCUGUGCCCCUCAUACGAACUUCCUGACACAAAGUUUGAAGAAGAGGUUCCAAGAAUCUUUAAAGACCUUGGGUAUCCUUUUGCACUAUCCAAAAGCUCCAUGUACACAGUGGGGGCUCCUCAUACAUGGCCUCACAUUGUGGCAGCCUUAGUUUGGCUAAUAGACUGCAUCAAGAUACAUACUGCCAUGAAAGAAAGCUCACCUUUAUUUGAUGAUGGGCAGCCUUGGGGAGAAGAAACUGAAGAUGGAAUUAUGCAUAAUAAGUUGUUUUUGGACUACACCAUAAAAUGCUAUGAGAGUUUUAUGAGUGGUGCCGACAGCUUUGAUGAGAUGAAUGCAGAGCUGCAGUCAAAACUGAAGGAUUUAUUUAAUGUGGAUGCUUUUAAGCUGGAAUCAUUAGAAGCAAAAAACAGAGCGUUGAAUGAACAGAUUGCAAGAUUGGAACAAGAAAGAGAAAAAGAACCGAAUCGUCUAGAGUCGUUGAGAAAACUGAAGGCUUCCUUACAAGGAGAUGUUCAAAAGUAUCAGGCAUACAUGAGCAAUUUGGAGUCUCAUUCAGCCAUUCUUGACCAGAAAUUAAAUGGUCUCAAUGAGGAAAUUGCUAGAGUAGAACUAGAAUAUGAAACAAUAAAACAGGAGAACACUCGACUACAGAAUAUCAUUGACAACCAGAAGUACUCAGUUGCAGACAUUGAGCGAAUAAAUCAUGAAAGAAAUGAAUUGCAGCAGACUAUUAAUAAAUUAACCAAGGACCUGGAAGCUGAACAACAGAAGUUGUGGAAUGAGGAGUUAAAAUAUGCCAGAGGCAAAGAAGCGAUUGAAACACAAUUAGCAGAGUAUCACAAAUUGGCUAGAAAAUUAAAACUUAUUCCUAAAGGUGCUGAGAAUUCCAAAGGUUAUGACUUUGAAAUUAAGUUUAAUCCCGAGGCUGGUGCCAACUGCCUUGUCAAAUACAGGGCUCAAGUUUAUGUACCUCUUAAGGAACUCCUGAAUGAAACUGAAGAAGAAAUUAAUAAAGCCCUAAAUAAAAAAAUGGGUUUGGAGGAUACUUUAGAACAAUUGAAUGCAAUGAUAACAGAAAGCAAGAGAAGUGUGAGAACUCUGAAAGAAGAAGUUCAAAAGCUGGAUGAUCUUUACCAACAAAAAAUUAAGGAAGCAGAGGAAGAGGAUGAAAAAUGUGCCAGUGAGCUUGAGUCCUUGGAGAAACACAAGCACCUGCUAGAAAGUACUGUUAACCAGGGGCUCAGUGAAGCUAUGAAUGAAUUAGAUGCUGUUCAGCGGGAAUACCAACUAGUUGUGCAAACCACAACUGAAGAAAGACGAAAAGUGGGAAAUAACUUGCAACGUCUGUUAGAGAUGGUUGCUACACAUGUUGGGUCUGUAGAGAAACAUCUUGAGGAGCAGAUUGCUAAAGUUGAUAGAGAAUAUGAAGAAUGCAUGUCAGAAGAUCUCUUGGAAAAUAUUAAAGAGAUUAGAGAUAAGUAUGAGAAGAAAGCUACUCUAAUUAAGUCUUCUGAAGAAUGAAGAUAAAAUGUUGAUCAUGUAUAUAUAUCCAUAGUGAAUAAAAUUGUCUCAGUAAAGUGUA